AAGUUCUGGGCAGUACUUGAUCAUUUCAGAGCUGAGUAACUGGUUAGAUUUGUGACCUGUGAGACAAACUGUCUUUUCAGUCGUGGUCAUUACACAUCACACAUGUCAUACAUAACUGUGCUGUAGGCAAAGGAGUGUCACAUAUACCUCGCCCCAAAAAAAGGUGCUGCUUAAAGUGUCUGCAGGUAUCAGAUACUCAUUAGUCUUUAACACAACAAAGAGCAUCAGUGGCCGCAUCUUGGUUAGAUUCUUCAUACUGGGAUUUACAGAAAAAAGCACUGCCAUGGACUGGAAGAUUUACAGGCGUCUUCGAGGAAUACUCAUAAUUUUGAUACUAUGUCUCAGAUAUACAGUUACAGAAACAAGUACAACUUCAGAAAUGACAGUACCCUCAUCAACUGAAACCACACAGGUCUCAACCACCACAGAAUUUUCAACAGAAACAACAACAGUUCCUUUAAGUACAUCUUCAGAAACAAGAGUACCCGAAUCAACACAGGCAUCAACAACUACAGAGACCAGAGUUCCCUCAACAUCUGAAACCACACAGGUCUCAACAACAACAGAAUCAACAACUUCACAAACAGCAACAUUUUCUUCAAGUGCAACUUCAGUACCUUUAACAUCUGAGACCACACAGUCCUCAACCACCACAGAAUUUACAACAUCAGAAACAACAACAGUUUCUUUAAGUACAUCCUCAGAAACAACAGAACCGGCUACAACUGAAUCUACACAGGCAUCAACAACUACAGAGACCACAGUUCUCUCGACAUCUGAGACCACACAAGUCUCAACAACCACAAACUUUACAACAUCAGAAGCAACAACAGUUAUUUCAAGUACAACUUCAGAAACAACAGUACCCGCUACAACUGAAUCUACACAGUUAACAACUACAGAGACCACAGCUGCAUUAACAACUGAGACCACACAAGUCUCAAAAACAGUAGAAUCUACCACAUCAGAAACAACAACAUUUAUUUCAAGUACAACUUCAGAAACAACAGUACCCUCAACAACUGAAACUACACGGGAAUCAACAACCAUAGAGACCACAGUUCCCUCAACAACUGAAACCACCCAGGCCUCAACAACCACAGAAUUAACAACAUCAGAAGCAGCAACAGUUUUUUCAAGUUCAACUUCAGAAACAACAGUACCCUCAACAACUGAAACUACCCAGGCUUCAACAACCACAGAGACCACAGUUCCCUUAACAACUGAAACCACACAGGUGUCAACAACAACAGAAUCAACAACUUCACAAACAGAAACAUUAUCUUCAAGUGCAACUUCAGUACCUUUAACAACUGAGACCACACAGUCCUCAACCACCACAGAAUUUUCAACAUUAGAAACAACAACAGUUUUUUUAAGUACAUCUUCAGAAACAACACAACCCGCUACAACUGAAUCUACACAGGGAUCAACAACUACAGAGACCACAGUUCCCUCAACAUCUGAAACCACCCAGGCCUCAACAACCACAGAAGCAACAACAGUUAUUUCAAGUACAACUUCAGAAACAACAGUACCCGCUACAACUGAAUCUACACAGUUAACAACUACAGAGACCACAGUUGCAUUAACAACUGAGACCUCACAAGUCUCAACAACCGCAGAAUUUAAAACAUCAGAAGCAACAACAGUUAUUUCAAGUACAGCUUCAGAAACAACAGUACCCGCUACAACUCAAACUACCCGGGAAUCAACAACCACAGAGACCACAGUUCCCUCAACAACUGAAACCACCCAGGCCUCAACAACCACAGAAUUUACAACAUCAGAAACAACAACAGUUUCUUUAAGUACAUCCUCAGAAACAACAGAACCCGCUACAACUGAAUCUACACAGGCAUCAACAACUACAGAGACCACAGUUCUCUCGACAUCUGAGACCACACAAGUCUCAACAACCACAGACUUUACAACAUCAGAAGCAACAACAGUUAUUUCAAGUUCAACUUCAGAAACGACAGUACCCUCAACAACUGAAACUACCCGUCUCAACAACAACAGAAUCAACAACUUCACAAACGACAUUUUCUUCAAGUGCAACUUCAGUACCUUUAACAACUGA
Messenger RNA from Xenopus tropicalis (tropical clawed frog), 2083 nucleotides. Its product is annotated as mucin-3A-like. The record is from RefSeq and is a predicted model, not a curated record. Bases 284 to 2083 code for a protein of 599 amino acids. Lineage: Eukaryota; Metazoa; Chordata; Amphibia; Anura; Pipidae. The transcript has 3 exons.